GGAUAACUCACAAAUGUGUGUCCAUUAUGAGUUCGUGCUACGAGUACUACAUGCAUGGUUUUCGGUACAGCGGUCAGUUUGAAAUCGACCCUGACGGAGCCAACAAUGGUGUUGGGCCUUUCUUGGUAGAGUGCGACAUGACUACCACGCCACCUGGGAAGACAAUCAUUCAUCACACUAGAGAUAUGGAAGAGUCAAGUCAGAUUUUGGGUCAUGAGGCCUGUGGGAGUUGGAGCGAGACAAUGAACUACUUCAGUGUAGAUAUUUCUACCCAAAUGACACCGUUCGUGGACACCAUUGCCACGUGCUCCCAGUAUGCCAAGUGGAGGUGUCACGGUGCUCAUGCUCUGGGAAAUUGCAACUACGUUACUGACAGAGGUGGUACAAAAAUCCCGUAUUGGGCUGGUGGUAAUAGUGCUAAUUUAUGUGCCUGUGGAGUUGCUGGAAACUGUGUCGACGGCAGAAGUGACUGUAACUGUAAUAAAAACGACAAAGUGUUGAGAGAAGAUGAGGGAUAUUUCACAGACAAGUCCUUGCUCCCAAUUGAAGCUUUCUACAACGGUGACACGGGGCACGCCGGUGAAUAUGGCUAUUAUACCAUUGGGCCAUUGGAAUGUCAACCUGCUUUGCCCUCUUGCACGGAAUGGAAACGGUUUAACAGCACUAGCGGCCUCUAUUGGGUUGACCCAGAUGGCGGUGGAGGUGUGGCCGCUUUCGAGGUGUAUUGUGACAUGUCAACCACACCACCCACUGUGACCUUUCACCAUGAUUAUGAAGACAGGACACACGUGAUGGGCUAUGAUCCGGCUUUGUCCUAUUCGGUAGAUUUGACAUAUAACUUAAAUACAGAUCAAAUAGCGGCCUAUGUAGAUAUCGUCGGUUUCAACUGUACCCAGUACAUCAAAUAUGAAUGCUACGGCUCACAUAUUCAAAGCAGUCCCAAUAUACAUACCGCCUGGUAUGAUCGGCAUGGACAGCAGUCAACAUUCUGGGCCGGCGGGGAUCCAGAUGGCGCCACGGGCAAUUGCGCAUGCGCAAAAGACGGAUCCUGUGCAAACGCCAACAAGCAUUGCAACUGCGACUCAAAUGACUUCGUUUGGCGAUUAGACGAAGGUGACAUCACUCAGUCGGAUUAUCUGCCAGUUACUAUGGUAAAAGUUGGUGACACGGGCGAGUGAGCGGAACAAGGCUAUCAUACAAUAGGACCACUGGUUUGCCAGGGUUAGAAUCUAAUGUGAACUUCUAGAACUCUAAAGCAUAAGCAGUGAUACAGGAAACGUAUUUCGUCACUAGUCUGACGUAACUGAAUGCGUAGCCAGGCCAUUGCCAUUCACGUGACCAAGGUCCAUAGCUGGUAGGCCUACAAGCUGUGUUUGACUAUGUCAUUAAGUCUGCAAAGAAUGAUUCUGUCUUAUCAUCCUGUCUAGAAACCACCAAAAACACAUAUCAUAGAACACAAGGAUUACUAGCUAAGUGUGGUGUUAUGCUUGAAGAGUCAUUGUCAUCUUCCCCGGUCACAAGUGGCUUGGAUUUUUGGUGUUAAAAUCAGUUUGUCUUUAUAUUUAGUAUUUGUUGAUAAUAAUGCUAACAUUGAGUACCCAUUGUCUUCUUAAGUGCCUUUUGAUUUUAACGCCUUCACUAAUUGCAAGCAGUAAAGAAAUUAGAAUCAAAUAAGUAAAAAAGGACCUAACGAGUUAUUAUGUGCAAGUUUAAUUUCUAAGAGUCAACAAGUUUGAGAAUUGUUUUGUGUAAAGAAAGGAUGAAAAAUACCAAAGUCAUAUAUAGUUUUGUUUUAUUGUUUAAUUUCAAUCAAAUUGUAAGUUUCUGCCCCGUGUAUAGCACAUGCCAACUUAGUAUGAUGUAAUUCAAAAAAUAUUCUUGAAUUUCUAAUUGAAAGCAAAGAUUUUUGCAAUUACCUAAAAGAAAAUAUUUAAAGGUGAAUUGACA
Molecule: messenger RNA, 1947 nt
Organism: Lingula anatina
Lineage: Eukaryota; Metazoa; Brachiopoda; Lingulata; Lingulida; Lingulidae
Product: contactin-associated protein-like 2
Molecular function (GO): carbohydrate binding; protein binding
Source: RefSeq, a predicted model, not a curated record